AUGGCCCAAGUUGACUCAAAAAAAGGCCCUGUUACAUAACUCAUGUCGUCACAUAGGACAUUGAUGGUGGUGUGAAGCAGGUUACAAACACACGUGUGUAUGUGACUGCCAUUAGAAUACUAGGGAAGCUUGUAUGUCUUCCUUGUUGCCUAUACUCGGCAAGCUUAUUCUAAGCUCUGGUUUUCGACCGAAUAACAUCACUUGUCAAAGACUCUUGAGAACAACGAAUAUAAUCAUGAGCCAGGACAAAUUCCAGGGCAAAUCCGAUCGAUUUCGUGGCAUCACCGUGACUUCCCAUGAAGAAGUUUGCCCUAGUGAUCAAUUUGAGGGCAAACUUCAAGUGUCCUUAUCUGAUUGGAAGCAAAACGGUGUCCGUGGAGUUUGGUUUUAUGUUGGCUUGGAGCAAAGUGAUUGGGUCCCUGUAUUGGUGAAAAACGGAUUCAUUUUCCACCAUGCUCGACCAGACCGAGUUGCAUUAGUGAAAUGGUUACCGGAGGAUCAAGAUAAUCAGAUUCCUCCCUAUGCUCAUCAUAUGGUCGGAGUGGGUGGGAUGGUGAUCAAUGAGAAGGAUGACAUCUUGGUGGUCCAAGAAAAGCACAGUUUUGGACCCCAUUGGAAACUGCCGGGAGGUUACGUGGAUCCCGGAGAGAAUUUCGCCGAAACAGCGGUUCGUGAAAUCAAGGAGGAAACCGGAGUUGAUACAGAGUUCAAUUCCGUAAUAGCUUUUAGGCAUUCCCAUAACUACAAUUACGGUUGUUCAGACAUUUACGUCAUCACUCAUUUGACUCCCAAAGUCAGCGAGAUCACGAAAUGUGACCGGGAAAUUGCGGCCUGUCAAUGGAUGCCUUUGACCGAGUACAUGGAACAUCCAUUGGUUCACGAGACCAACCGUUUCUUCGCUCGCAAGUUCCUCGAGAACCGUCGAAUGGGCGUGGCGAUCACUCUUCACGAAACCAUGCUCAAAAUCAAGCAGUUUGAGCGCAAACAAAACAUUUACACCCUCGGCGUGACCGGCAACGAGCCAAGCAAGGCAAACCUUUAGUUCGAACACGGAUGAAUAAACAGACCAUGCACCUACCCGCGAA
This is a messenger RNA of Tigriopus californicus, 1085 nucleotides long. RefSeq lists its product as uncharacterized. The transcript has 5 exons. Lineage: Eukaryota; Metazoa; Arthropoda; Copepoda; Harpacticoida; Harpacticidae. Bases 134 to 1042 code for a protein of 302 amino acids. The record is from RefSeq and is a predicted model, not a curated record. Gene Ontology annotation, molecular function: ADP-ribose diphosphatase activity; NAD binding; NADH pyrophosphatase activity.